UCCUUCGUGGACAUGUGCUACUCGUCGGCCAUCGUGCCACAGAUGCUGGCCGUGCUGCUGGAGGGCGGGGCCUCGCUGUCCUACCCCCGCUGCGCCGCCCAGUUCUUCCUCUUCACCUUCUUUGGCUCCAUCGACUGCUACCUCCUGGCCAUCAUGGCCUAUGACCGCUACGUGGCCGUGUGCCAGCCCCUGCUCUAUGUCACCAUCAUGACCGAGAAGGCCCGCUGGGGCCUGGUGACCGGGGCUUACGCCGCUGGUUUCUUCAGUGCCUUUGUUCGCACGGUCACAGCCUUCAGCCUCUCCUUGNGCAACAACGAGAUCGACUUUAUUUUCUGUGACCUCCCCCCUCUGUUAAAGCUGACCUGUGGGGACAGCUACACCCAGGAGGUGGUCAUCAUCGUGUUUGCCAUCUUCGUCAUGCCUGCCUGCAUGGUGGCGAUCUUGGUGUCCUACCUGUUUAUCGUUGUGGCCAUCGUGAAGAUCCCCUCCGCGGGGGGCCGGGCCAAGACCUUCUCCACGUGCGCCUCCCACCUCACCACUGUGUCUCUCUUCUUCGGCACCCUCAUCUUCAUGUACCUUAGAGACAACUCCGGCCAGUCCUCGGAGGAUCGGGUGGUGUCUGUGUUCUACACAACAGUGAUCCCCAUGUUGAACCCCCUCAUCUACAGCCUGAGGAACAAGGAAGUGAAGGAGGCCCUGAGGAAAGUUCUCGAAAGAGCCAAGUUGUCCUGA
This is a messenger RNA of Ailuropoda melanoleuca (giant panda), 732 nucleotides long. RefSeq names its product olfactory receptor 9Q2-like. Gene Ontology annotation, cellular component: membrane. The record is from RefSeq and is a predicted model, not a curated record. NCBI's taxonomy places the organism in Eukaryota, Metazoa, Chordata, Mammalia, Carnivora, Ursidae. Gene Ontology annotation, biological process: G protein-coupled receptor signaling pathway. Gene Ontology annotation, molecular function: G protein-coupled receptor activity; olfactory receptor activity.